AUGUUGUCUCUUGGAAGUUCUUAUCGCAAGACGUGUUAUUUCAGACAACGACGGGGCAAGUCGCGCUGCGUGCAUCAGUGCGUCAAAUGCGGAGCCGUCUUCUGUCACACGCGAAAGCUCGUGGAACAUCUGAAGAAUCUGCACAACAUCGACCGAGCCUUCAGCUGCGACGAGUGCAGCAAGACGUUUCGCAGUCCGAUGAACAUAAGACGUCACAAGCUGAUUCACACGGGCGAGAAGAUGUUCGCGUGCGAUCUCUGCGAUUACCGUACCAAUCAGAAGUCCAACUUGGAGUGCCAUCGUCGCCGGCACGCCAAGGAUUACUUCUUCAAGUGCGAGAAGUGCGACAAGGGUUUCUUCUGCAAGACCGAGUACCUGGACCACCAGAUCGCGCACACGAACAAGAUGCUGUAUCGCUGCGAGCACUGUUCCCGACACUAUCUGCACAAGAGGAACCUGAUGGUGCACGUGAUGUCGCAUCAUGCCGACAAACAGAGAAGCGUGAAAACAAAAUACGCGUGCACGUUCUGCUCGGAGAGAUUCGUGUACAAGAGACUGAUGGACACUCACGUGAAGAAUCGGCACGGGAUCGCGGCCGCGCGGACGAAGUACCUGUGCGACCAGUGCGGUUCGGUAUUGUCGUCUGUGAGUCGACUGUUGGCGCACAAGCGCAACCACACGGGCGAGAAGAUCUUCGAGUGCGACGUGUGCGAGCAGAAGUUCACCCGCAAACAGAACCUGACCAUUCACAAGCGCACGCACACCGGCGAGAAGCCGCACGUCUGCCAGCAGUGCGACGCGAGUUUCGCGCAGAGAACGACGUUCGUGCUGCAUCAGCGUUCUCACACGGGAGAACGGCCUUACAAGUGCGCGUACUGCGGCAAGGGAUUCGUGUCUAGCACUCUGCUCAAGAAGCAUCAGAAAAUUCACUAA
This is a messenger RNA of Pseudomyrmex gracilis, 933 nucleotides long. RefSeq names its product oocyte zinc finger protein XlCOF26-like. Gene Ontology annotation, molecular function: RNA polymerase II transcription regulatory region sequence-specific DNA binding; DNA-binding transcription factor activity, RNA polymerase II-specific. Gene Ontology annotation, cellular component: nucleus. The coding region runs from base 1 to 933 and encodes 310 amino acids. Gene Ontology annotation, biological process: regulation of transcription by RNA polymerase II. The transcript has a single exon. The record is from RefSeq and is a predicted model, not a curated record. Lineage: Eukaryota; Metazoa; Arthropoda; Insecta; Hymenoptera; Formicidae.